This is a messenger RNA of Folsomia candida, 2253 nucleotides long. RefSeq lists its product as uncharacterized. Lineage: Eukaryota; Metazoa; Arthropoda; Collembola; Entomobryomorpha; Isotomidae. The record is from RefSeq and is a predicted model, not a curated record. Bases 194 to 1948 code for a protein of 584 amino acids. The transcript is spliced from 4 exons.
AUGGUCAACAUUACAAUCAAAUUACAAUACCAACGAGAAUUAGCAGCCAACAAUUAAAGUGUCAAUAAUUAAAUCUUAUUUUCAUAAUAAAGCGAAGUGAUAUGCAUAUAUCACUUACACCAUUCAUAUAGUUAGUAAUUAAUACGUCCACUAAUUGACCCCAAUUGUCAACCAUAUAUUUAGUGUAACAGACAUGCAAGCACAACCAGAACUCCUCAUUGACUUUAGUCAGUUGAAUAAUAGCAUGUCUCUGAUGAAGCAGUUGUCCACUAAACGCACCUCACAACACUCAACUCCCCGGACGACUUUCUCCUCCAGAUUUACUCAUGCAAGCGACCAAUUAAGAAGCUCCGCUGCCCAUUUUGCAGAUAGCAGUUGCAGCGUUAAAGAAGACACGAAGAACGACAGCUCGUCCGGAAAUCGUGUCAAUACUGAAAGUGGUGAUGAUGAUGAAAAUGCGGGUGGUGAAAGUUGUCCUGAAAAUAGACCCGUGUCUGCUUUAAGAGAGAAUCCCAUCAUUAUUGCUACCAUCCGGAAAUUGAUGGAAUUACAGGAAACCGAGGCAAUUCAGAGGCUAAUUUGCAGGGCAGAUCCUUCGCAACGUGUCCCAAAAUACGGACAUUUAAAUGGGGAUUGUUGCUUUGCUGGUGAAAGUCGUCGUCGUGACGCGAUGAGUGAUGAUGACACCGGAUGCCACCAGAGAGAAUUAUUCACAGAUAUCGGACCAUUUCUAUCAUGUCCUGUCAAACACAGUAAAAGUUGUGACUUUCAAGAAAUGCCAGAUUUGCAUGAAUACACUUCGUUGAGAAAUGGUGAAUUGCAUGAGUGGGGUGAGGAGGGCUAUCCCUUGAUUAACAUGAACCUCCUACGACCAACGAGUAGUCGACCUCCCACUAGAAGAAAUAACGUCCCUCCAGAACGCGUAAAGUGUCGCGGAUGUCCACAAACUUCAAUAUUUCUUCCCGAUCCAGAUCUUUGGCAUCAGGAUUACAAGUAUCAAAUUACAUAUGGAAGAAUUUCAACAGGGCAAAAGAAAAAACUGAGUGAGAAAAUUGUAAGUUGGCUUGGAUCUGACGAUUACAAGGACAAACUUGCGUGGUUGAGAAAUCGCUCCAAUUCCGUGUAUAAGUUCCAAGAAAAUCAUCACAUUAUGAAUCAACGUCCCCUUUCAAACGGACUUAUCGGUAUCAAUCCCGAUUCUUCACGACGGCCCCGACCUUUCAAUGACCUCGAAGGUACUCCAAGUCCACCAGUACAUCAUGCGUACGGUCCUUCUGCAAUUGCAUCUCUGGAUGGACUAAAUUAUCGAAGAAAUGUAAAUGCUCCCGUCAAAGAAAUAUUUUCUCACGCACCACAACAAUUCAUGAAAGGCGAAGAUGUCAUCGUCCUGGAUGAUAUUCCUUGGCCGAAGGAUAAUCUUCGCUACUAUGACGAGGACACGGACCCACGAAUAACAGAGCUACUGGCGAAAACACCCUUCUUCCGCCCAAAGGACGAAACUCGGAAACAAUCAAGGCCAAAACCUUUACAAUCACAAGGAGGAGGAUCAUCUCGUAGAUCGUUGAAAGCACCACUACCUCAGUUUGCAAAGCCAUCCAUCACCAUUAACAAAAUACUUAGUCCGAUCGAGUAUGUUGUCGGUUCUGGUCGAUUAGGCAAGAAAGGCUGUGAUGAAAGUAGUAUUAAUCAGGCUAUGCAGCUGUCAAACACCGGAAACAAAGAGCAAUUCCCAGUUUCGAUUAACCACCAUCGGGAAAUAUGUGACACAGUUAAGAAAUCGAUAAUGAUGAUGGAACCAGUUCAGAAUUCAGAGGGAGGAACUGGUGAUGAUGGGCAUGUAGUAACGGGUGAAAGUGGGAGAAAGCAGGGUGCUGUUAAAUCAGACAAGCCGAAAUCAAUGCAACCCAACAUUACAAGUACCACUAACAAGUUAAGCAAAAAAUGCUAAUCAUGCUUCAACAACUGCACGUACUACAAUUGUGGUGGCACCACCAAAGAAAUUGCAGGUGGUAAAACGUAGUAAGAAAAACCCAAAAAAAGCUGUUCGUCGCUUCCCACAAAGCAUAGCUACCGUACCACUCAGAAUUCCCAUCUCAAAGGACAAGGUUACUAUUUUAGAUGAUAACAGCCUCUUCCAAUUGACCAACUAAUAAGUAACAUAAACUAACCUAGAACCUCAGAUUUGUUCUAAUAUUCUAUUGUGUAAUUUUUGUACCAAAAUUGAGGAACAAAUGUAUUAUUCAAUUUUAACAA